Molecule: messenger RNA, 822 nt
Organism: Rotaria socialis
Lineage: Eukaryota; Metazoa; Rotifera; Eurotatoria; Philodinida; Philodinidae
Source: the annotation of a GenBank genome assembly
AUGCGUAGUAGAACGUCUCGAUUUAUUAUUUUAUUAAUUGCUUCUUUAAUAUGUGUGCUACUUGUAUCAAGCACUCCUAUAUAUAACCAAAUAUUUUCUAUCAGAAAUGUAAGAAAUUCAACAAUCAAGUUUUAUCCUUGUAUUGCUGUACUUGUUGAUUUUCGUACCGUUAACCAAAUAGUUAGUAUUGUUCAUAAUGUUAAUCAACAUAUUCCAUCAUCAUGGCCUAUUCAAAUUUUUCAUGGAAAAAAUAAUCAGAAUUUUAUUCAAAAUUCAACUUUAGCACCAUUAAUUGCAUCGAGAAAAAUAUUCCUUACUCUCAUGGAAGAAGUUUAUGAUCGUAGUCGAACGAGUGAACUAUUAACCGAUCCAAAAUUUUGGGAACGUGUUCGUGGUGAAAAAAUUCUUCUAUUUCAAAUUGAUUCAGUUAUGUGUUCGAAUUCUCCACAUAAAAUUACUGAUUUUCUUCAAUAUGAUUAUGUUGGUGCUCCAUGGGAUCUAUCUUGGUUUGGUUUUAAUAAAGCAUAUCUAGUUGGUAAUGGAGGAUUUUCAUUACGUAGUCGUAGUAAAAUACUUGCUUUACUUGCACUCGUUAAAUACGAUGUAAACAUUCCAGAAGAUGUGUGGUAUGCACAGAAUUUACAUCGUGUUAAUGCAUCAAUACCUUCCGUUGAAAUAGCGAAAACAUUUGCCGUUGAAUCUAUUUAUUAUGAAAUACCACUAGGUGUGCAUCGAUUUCGUGGAGAUUAUACAUUUCGUGGCAACUUAGCAAGAACAUGUCCUGAAUCAAUGUUAGUUACGACAGACGUGCAAUAUUUGUGA